CACACACACAGGAGCCCUCACAGUGCGGUGAAACGACUCCCUGAAGAGGCAAUAUAAACAUCAGUGUUCAAUUCAAGGCCAGGGUUCACUCGGAAUGCACCCACCACCACUCCUUCUCUCCUCCUCUCUCUCCUUAUUCGUCUCUCCUCCCACCCUCUUUAACUCACACACUCUCUCUCCCCCUCUGAUACAGCGUCGUUGCCAUGGCGCCGCCUGCCUGAGUCACUAUACAGCGGUGGAAGCUCGGUCACACUCCCGGCUUUCAGUGUGGGAUGUUCAGUCAGAGCGCGCCGGCUGAGCGCAGCGCUGGUUGGUAACCGUGCCAGUGUGUGCGUACACGUGUAGCUCGGCUCGGCUCGGCCCGGCUCGGCUCUGUCCCGGGAUGCUGAGACGUCACCAUCACCUGUGAGAGGCCCAGAGGGGGGUCCAUCGCGAAAGCGGCCGGGGACACGUCGCACACCUGCGGCUGGAUCGAAGUCGAUGGAGCGACGCGCACCGCAGCCGCACUCCGCCGAUUGCUUCACCUCCUCUCCUGGUCCACGGGGGAGCGCGCUUGUAAGCUGAUUUGACCCGGGAAUGUGAAUACCUCUCCGGGAUUAGAGGGUUGUUAUUGGGUGAACGACAAUGCCCCGCGGCUCCUCAGUCCGUCACUCGCGGCUAUUGUUCGUGCAGCGGCGGACGCGCGGUACCCGGUCUCCCCCGGUUGGUCUCCAGUAGCUGCGCAGCAUCUGCCCCUGCUCCUGUGCCUCCUGCGCUGCGUCGGUGUCCCGGUGUGGAUCGGAGGAUAGCAUGACUUCCUGGCUCCGGCUCCCUCGGUGUCUCCUGCUCUGCUGCGUGGUGCUCGCUGUCUGCGCACAAGCCUCCAGUGGUGCCGGUGGCAGUACUUGCUGGUCUCCUAGUAUCACUACAUGCACAGAGUGUCUCAGAAGUGGACCACAGUGUGCCUGGUGCUUCAAAGAGAACUUUCAGGAUGGGUUGUGGCCAGGCCAUCGCUGCGACCUGCCAGUGAACCUGCUAAGAAGAGGCUGUGGACCGGAGCUAAUGGAACAGUCAGAGGUUAAAGUGGAGGUCAAUGCCACUGUCGGCAGCACACAAGUGUCCCCAGCCGACAUCAGCAUCACCCUCACACCAGGUUCUGAAGCCAGCUUCAUAGUGGCUGUGAAGCAGCUGGAGCGUUACCCCGUGGAUCUAUAUUACCUGGUCGAUGUAUCAGCCUCUAUGCAGGAAAACCUGGAUCAUCUGAAGACAGUUGGCGUUGCUCUGUCUCUUCGUAUGACGGAGCACUCCUCGGACCUUUGGCUGGGUUUCGGCUCGUUCGUGGACAAACCCGUCUCCCCUUACAUUAAUGUGCAUCCCUCCAAGAUCAACAACCCCUGCAGUGAUUAUGAGAUCCGCUGUCGCCCGGCCCACGGCUUCCACCACGUCCUCAGUAUGACAGGAAACAUGAGCGAGUUCACGCGCGUGAUUAAACGCCAGCGCAUCUCCGGGAACAUGGACACACCUGAGGGGGGGCUGGAUGCUAUGUUGCAAGCUGCUGUCUGCCAGCGGGCGGUAGGUUGGCGACCAGAGGCCAAGCGUCUGUUGCUCCUGAUGACGGACCAGCCAUCUCACCUGGCCCUGGACAGCCGGCUGGCAGGGAUUGUCACCCCUCACGAUGGCCUGUGUCACCUGGAGAACAACGUCUACACAGGGAGCACCAGGAUGGACCAUCCCAGCGUGGGUCAGUUGUCCGAUAAGCUGCUUGAAAACUAUAUCUACUCCAUCUUUGCUGUUGAGAAGCAGCAGUACCAGUGGUACGAGGAGUUGGUACGUCUGCUCCCUGGUUCCUACCUGGGAAAGUUAGGCAUCUUCCAGGCUUCAAACCUAAUCGAGCUGGUGGUGGAUGCAUACAAGAGGCUGUUGUCAGAGGUCACGGUGUCAGUGUCAGUGGAGGACGAGGCAGUCAGCAGGUACUGGGUGUCCGUGUCUCCUCUCUGUCCUAACGGGUCCACUGCCAAGGACCAGAGCUGCUCGGGGGUGCAGCCCGGCCAGACGGUUUACUUCAAUAUCACCAUCGGCCUGCGCUCGUGUCCUGAUGAUGGCGAAGAUGAAGACGUACGAGUCAUGGUUCAUCCCUUGGGUUACAAUGAAUCCACCGUCGUUAGGAUUCACUCUCAAUGUCGCUGCAGUUGUGGACCAACAAUGCGCUGUCAUGACGAGAGCCAAUCACCGUGCACAGGCACCCAGGACGGCACCAAUCAGGAGCAGAGGCCAGACCACGGAGAUUCAAACUGGAAAUGCAGAGCUGAUGGGUCUGAUGUGGACUGCAGUGGUCGGGGAGAAUGUGACUGCGGGAGGUGUGUGUGUGAAGAGAGCCGGCUCGGGACAGUAUACGGGAAAUACUGUGAGAGGGACGACUUCUCCUGCCCUUAUGAAGGGGGACUUCUGUGUGGGGGACGGGGUGUGUGUGUCUCAGGUGAAUGUCUUUGUGACGACGGUUGGACUGGUGAAAGCUGCGGUUGUCUGGUCUCCACAGCAACCUGCCAAUCAGCCAACGGCUUGCUAUGCAGCGGGCGGGGAAAAUGCGUGUGCGGCAAGUGUGUGUGUGACGACCACCGGUACUCUGGGGACUUCUGUGAGAAAUGCCCUGUUUGCCAAAUCACCUGCCAAUCAUACGGGAAGUGUUCGGGCUGCAGCUCUUCACAUGCUCUUGCACAGAGAGAGGUGGGACCCUGCAACAACACCUGUGCAACACUGAGGGGCUACAUGGACAAUACUUCAGAGUGUACGAGCAACAGCCGGUUGGUGGGAACGUUCCUCAGCGUGUGUGCACUGACGGUGCUCUGCGGGCUGGUGGUGGUGGCCGUCUCCCGCUUGCUUCUACAUAGAAAACGCGUCUGGUCACCAGGGGGCACUGCUGAGGACAGAGUUUAUCACUGCACUGGAAAGGACCUGUCCUACAUUCCAACAACCAAUGAGAAGACAGUUACCUACAGGAGGGACCAACCACCUGACCGCCCUGUGGAGAUGCACAUUCAGGUUCCCAAGAUGCCCCUUGGUGAUCCCUGGCAGUACUAGGCCGAAGUCAGAGGUCACGGCCAGAGGGAAGGCACAAGAGACUAGAAGGAGAGUUGGACUAAAAGACUUCUCUUCUGUCUCUGAACCUUCAUAAAACUUCAACCAGCUGUAUGUGGAGACACUGAUAAUGGUUAAACACUAUAAACUGCCCAUGGUCUCUUAGACUGUGUGACUAACGAGGCCAGUAUUCAGGAAAUGGAGAUGAAACUUCGAGCACAAGUCCCCCGACCUCUUCUUCCUCUGUAGCAGUAGCAGCGAGGCUUCUUCUCCUUCUUUAGGGUACAGGACGAUCAGUUCGCACUUUUUUAGCCAUGAGUCUCGCAAUUAUUGCUCUAAUUUAUGGGCCUGUGUGUGUGUGUGUGUGUGUCUCUGCUUUCUAUUUACAGUAAAAACACUACAUGUUUUAGAGUCUUGACUGUGUGACACUCCAACACCCCGAACUCUACUGUCUUCCUGUUUUAGCCUGCCCCCUUGUGGCCAGCUUGAGGUACGAAAUUUCCUCUCAAAUAAUACUGUGGACAAAUUCCUGACUUCUGCUGAAUUGAUUUAGGAUGUAACUGUUACGGAAGCACACAAGUGACUCUUCAUUUUUAUUUGAUAAGACUCACAUGUGGUGUAUACCUGGUCUUAAAGUGUUUUUUUGUGUCCCUAUAUAUUUGGUUUUGUUAACCGAUCAACUGCAUUGAAAACUAAUGUUAUUUUAUGGCAUUUCACUAUCAUUAUAUAUAUAUAUAUAUAUAUUUAUAUAUAAAUAUGUAUGACAAUAUAGUUUCAUAUGAUUGUCUGGUUAGACUUGCACUUGAACAAUUGUUUUUGCAUUAUACUACUGAAAACUGUGAGGUCUCUAAGGCGAGAGAGCCGUAAUGGCGGGUCUGAAAUGAUUUGUUUGCUAUUCUUUGGGCAUUAGAAGGCAUGCGAGUGCGUUCGAAGGUAAUGUAACACAACCACAACACUGGAAUAACAAUGGACUGAAAAUCAAUAUGUUAAAUACUGAUGGCAAGUGUAUCAUCAAAUGACUGAACAUUCGACCUCUGUAACAGCGACAGAAACGUGUGCAUGCAUCUGCUGAUCAUCACUAUCCAGAGCUGUAGAUAUGUUUAGAGGCUGAGAGCAGCUCCUGGGCAAAGGUACAAAUCAGCCGUAAAGGUACAGAGGUGGACUUUCUCUCCUCACACUCCUCAUGCACUAGAUCCUCUGGAUCCACAAUGCCAGUUGAAUGGCAUCUUAUGAGACUUUUGCUUCCCCCAAUCCUGUUCUUUUUUAUUUAACGCAAACUUGUUUACAGCAAUAGCUGAACACUAAUUAUUAUUUAUUGUGAUUUUAUUAUUAUUUCUUUCUUUUAUUCUGAUAUGUUAAUUUUGCUAUUUUAUGACAAGGCUACUUGAGUAAUGGGUAGUAAGCCCUCUUUGUGUUUAUGAAGACUGGUCUCUCUUCCUGACCGAGAAUAAUUCAGCAAUAAGAUAAUAAUCAUCUCAUCUCAGUUUGGAGUAACAACAGCACUUUUCUGUGUAUUUUUACUGUCAAAUAAUGUGACUGUAGUUGCGUAGCAUGAAGGAUUUUGUCACAAUAAAAAUGUGCAAGAUG
This is a messenger RNA of Hippoglossus stenolepis (Pacific halibut), 4641 nucleotides long. It is a transcript of the gene itgb8, whose product is annotated as integrin, beta 8. Gene Ontology annotation, molecular function: integrin binding. Bases 790 to 3057 code for a protein of 755 amino acids. Gene Ontology annotation, biological process: cell adhesion mediated by integrin; cell migration; integrin-mediated signaling pathway. Gene Ontology annotation, cellular component: integrin complex; cell surface; focal adhesion. Lineage: Eukaryota; Metazoa; Chordata; Actinopteri; Pleuronectiformes; Pleuronectidae. The record is from RefSeq and is a predicted model, not a curated record. The transcript has 15 exons.